CGGUGUGUAGAGUCAAGCUGGAGCAACCAGAGAGUCGGGGAUAUUUGUAUUCCAAGUGUCAUUUUUAUCCAGCUGGCCUCUUCCUGAUUCACUUCUACCUCCCCAGGUUUUCACAGCCAGCUGCACUCGCACUCCGUUAACUGUUCAAACUCCGACAUCAUGAUGCAAGUAACAUCAGACGCCGUGCUUCAGAAGCACUCGCUACUAAACGUGAUGAACCGCUUCCUCGCGGCGGCCAACAACAUGGACGAGACCAUCAUGGUGCCUAGUUUACUGCGGGACGUACCACUGGAGGAGCUGGACGGAGACACCUCGAUGCACAGCAACAGUGAGCUGUCCUUCUCGAGCAAACAGAGGGACAUGUAUGAGCACUAUCUGUUGCUGAAGUCCAUUAAGAAUGAGAUGGAGUGGGGUUUGCUGAAACGCGACAUGGGAGGCGGCGCCAGCUUCCUGGAGAUGGCGGUGAAGCAGGAGGAGCAGCAGGUCCCAGGCGGACAAGCAGAAGAUGACACCGACUUGGAAAGCCAGUUCCAUUUCCACCUCCGUGGACUCUUCGGGGUCUUAUCCAAGCUCACAGACCAAGCAGAUCACCUCACGAACCGCUACAAGAGGGAAAUCGGUGGCGGGAGUCUGUUACGAUAGGGCCGAUGACCUGUAAGCUGAACAUGGACUACUUACACUUGGCUGAGGGAUAAAGCUCCAGCAGUGGACUCGCACAUCUAGUCUUACCCAUCAACUCUUGCUUAACCUUCUGCUUCUAAGCAAGACCUAAAAUUUAUUUCUGCACAACUAGUCAUAAGUACUGCUUUUGAUGGUGGGGGGUGAACAUAAAAGCUGUGUAAUUAAAAGGGGGGGGGGGGGAGGAGUUUAAGUUAAAGACUCUUGUUGCUGUUAGUUCCAUGAAGUGUCUUCAUUUAAGUCGGUGUAUGCCAGGGCUCCCUUUAUACAAUACCAUGUGGCUUUAAAAGUCUACUAUAGCUUUGUUACAAAGUCUUUCUUCAGAGUUUGGGUUAUGUUGGGCAGAACCUGAAUGCUGGUUAUUCUGUUUCUUUCUUCCCAUGAACCUAAAUUCUGCAGAAUGUGGUCCUGUAAUAUCCCCAGGCUGAGUUUUUAACAAAGGUUCAUUUUAGCUUGCUGCUCUUAUACACUCCAACCAGAGAUGUCCCAUGGAGAUGAACGUUGUGUUGUCUGUUUGACCUGUCCGAGUACUACUGUUGCCACGUUUUUGUUUGCCCUAAAUAUUUACUUUUUUAUAUGAAAUGUAAUGAAAUAGUAUAACAAAUAAAGCAGAAUUUUUACAUUG
This is a messenger RNA of Ictalurus punctatus (channel catfish), 1303 nucleotides long. It is a transcript of the gene mid1ip1l, whose product is annotated as MID1 interacting protein 1, like. NCBI's taxonomy places the organism in Eukaryota, Metazoa, Chordata, Actinopteri, Siluriformes, Ictaluridae. The coding region runs from base 160 to 642 and encodes 160 amino acids. Gene Ontology annotation, biological process: regulation of lipid biosynthetic process. The transcript is spliced from 2 exons. The record is from RefSeq and is a predicted model, not a curated record. Gene Ontology annotation, cellular component: cytosol.